AUGCCCGAAAACAAAACGACCACCGAGGAGGGCCUUGAAGAGAUAUUCCGUCCAGAUCUCAAAUCUUCUGCGGCAGCAGAAGCGGUCAUCACGGACGUGAAGCAUCUCGCGUCUUAUAACUGGAUCAACGCAUCUGCGCCUACCAUUGCCGUUCCAGGAUGCCCACCAAAGUGGUCCCCUCCACCAGGAAGACAUCAAGUACGGAGAGACAGAGGUCUUGUCUACAUAUCACAGAAUGAUGCUCGUCAUCCGGAUAGCCCUCUCGAGCCGUUGUUUCGAUCCCUUUACAUCGAGCAUCCCGCCUUCGAUAUCCACUCUGUCGACAUUGUGACCGACCGUAAUAACAUUCGCAAGCUUCUGUGGUUUGCUGAGCCAGCUCUAUGCAAAGAUUUUGUUCGUGGUGCAUUCACUAUCUCGGUUGACAUGGCCGCCCAGACUGCGAUCUUCUCCCGCGAGGGGAUUGCUACCAAUACGAUUUCUCGGCGAAGCAGAACAAGCGGAUUCGGACAUGAGUUUGAAAAAGCGUAUACCACGGCUCAGGUCAAAGACAGCACCGGGCAUCACCGCAUCAUCUCCUACAAGCUGGGUGGUCUUAAUUUCCUCGUGCGUCAUGAGACAGAUGGAUACGUCGAGGAUUUGAAAACCAAAGCCAAGGGUCGCAAAUCAACUGAGACUAGUCUUUCCGUUGACGUGGAUACCUUGACCCUCGGAACGGACUCCGCAUCCAUGCACGCCCCGUCAAACAAAUCCAAGUUGAUCAUCAAGAGAGAAGGCCGAGUCACCCCAAGAGCAUCGACCCUCGAGAUCAAAACUCGGGCAUCUCACAACAAGCUACGUUUUGCAGCUGUUGCAGCUCAGCUUUGGGCUUCCCAAACACCCAAGCUUGUCUCUGCUUACCAUGAAAAUGGAAGAUUUUCAACUCCAAGUGUGACUGAUGUUGCUACCGCGAUACAGGAUUGGGAAAAGAAGCACCAGGAUUCAAUUGCGAAAUUCGUUGCAUUGAUCAACCACAUCCUAAGAGUGACUAGAGGCUGGGGUGGGAGUUCGACUAUUAGCUUUGACCCUCUGAAGAACAGCAUUGUGAUAACCAAAAUCGGAAGAAAGAAGCUCCUUCCAGAUGAUCUCUACGCUCGAUGGGAGACCACUGAUCCAGCCAACAUCACACAGAGUACUGCCUUGCAUACAUAG
Messenger RNA from Penicillium brevicompactum, 1188 nucleotides. Its product is annotated as geranylgeranyl pyrophosphate synthetase. The record is from RefSeq and is a predicted model, not a curated record. The transcript has a single exon. NCBI's taxonomy places the organism in Eukaryota, Fungi, Ascomycota, Eurotiomycetes, Eurotiales, Aspergillaceae. The coding region runs from base 1 to 1188 and encodes 395 amino acids.